CCCCAGUGUUACUGAAUUUCUGUAUUUUCUUUUCUCUUGUAGGAGCAGUGCUAGGUUGAUAGCACCAUUGGGGUGCUUGGUUUCUAGGCCCAAGCACACUCUUCCUGACUUGCCCUAUGACUAUGCUGCUCUGGAACCUCACAUCAAUGCGGAGAUCAUGCAGCUGCACCACAGCAAGCAUCAUGCCACCUACGUGAACAACCUGAAUGUUGCAGAGGAGAAGUACAAAGAGGCACUGGCAAAAGGUGAUGUUACAACUCAGGUGUCCCUUCAGCCUGCACUGAAGUUCAACGGUGGGGGUCAUAUCAAUCACACCAUCUUCUGGACAAACCUGUCUCCUAAUGGAGGAGGGGAGCCAAAAGGAGAACUGAUGGAAGCCAUCAAGCGGGACUUUGGCUCCUUUGCAAACUUCAAGGAGAAGCUGACAGCUGUAUCAGUUGGUGUUCAGGGAUCAGGCUGGGGCUGGCUUGGCUAUAACAAAGAGCAGGGGCGCCUACAAAUAGCAGCUUGUGCAAAUCAAGACCCUUUGCAAGGAACAACAGGUCUCAUUCCUUUGCUAGGAAUUGAUGUAUGGGAACAUGCUUAUUACCUUCAGUAUAAAAAUGUUCGACCUGAUUAUUUGAAAGCCAUCUGGAAUGUGAUAAACUGGGAGAAUGUGUCUUCAAGAUAUGCAACUUGCAAAAAGUAGAGUGGAAUUCUUGCACAGACUACUAAAAUGUUACCACUUCUACUCUGAUACCACUCUUGUAGUACUGCCUGUGGCUUACAAAUGAAUUGCUCUGCUGCAGAAAACACUUCACUCAUCCAACAAAAGCAUUUCAUAAUCAAGCAAAGUGUCUGCUUGUUUAAUUCUGUGAUAGGUAUUUACUUAGAGUUUUGAAGCUUUAAACUGUUGUGCAACGAAGGGAGACAUUUAAACAACCUUUUCCAUUGCAUAUAGAAACGUAAGUCACCUUGCUGAAGUUUAAUGAGGUAAUGGAUUUCCUUGUUGCACUAAAAUACCUAAGUGGAAAUAUGUGCUAAUGUUGCUGUAAACAAAUAAAACUCCAAUGAAGAAUCUUCUAUAA
Molecule: messenger RNA, 1067 nt
Organism: Acanthisitta chloris (rifleman)
Lineage: Eukaryota; Metazoa; Chordata; Aves; Passeriformes; Acanthisittidae
Gene: SOD2
Product: superoxide dismutase 2, mitochondrial
Exons: 4
Biological process (GO): superoxide metabolic process
Cellular component (GO): mitochondrion
Molecular function (GO): metal ion binding; superoxide dismutase activity
Source: RefSeq, a predicted model, not a curated record